This is a messenger RNA of Pan troglodytes (chimpanzee), 3767 nucleotides long. It is a transcript of the gene B3GNT6, whose product is annotated as UDP-GlcNAc:betaGal beta-1,3-N-acetylglucosaminyltransferase 6. The coding region runs from base 1342 to 2496 and encodes 384 amino acids. Gene Ontology annotation, molecular function: UDP-glycosyltransferase activity; galactosyltransferase activity. The record is from RefSeq and is a predicted model, not a curated record. Gene Ontology annotation, cellular component: Golgi membrane. Gene Ontology annotation, biological process: poly-N-acetyllactosamine biosynthetic process; protein O-linked glycosylation. The transcript has a single exon. NCBI's taxonomy places the organism in Eukaryota, Metazoa, Chordata, Mammalia, Primates, Hominidae.
UGAGAAACAUGGUCAAAAAGAAAGGAGGAAAGGCAGGAGAGUGUGGAGUCUGUUUUAAGGAGGGAGAAGGAACAGGGCACAGUGGCUCAUGCCUGUAAUCCCAACACUUUGCGGGGGCUGAGGUGGGAGGAUCACUUGAACCCAGGAGUUCAAGACCAGACUGGGCAAUAUAGUGGGAACCCGUCUCUACAGAAAAAAAAAAAAAAAAAAAUUUAAUGACCCAGGUGUGGUGGCGUGCUCCUGUAGAGCGCCUCAACUACUCCAAAAGCUGAAGUGGGAGGACUGCUUGAGCCUAGGUGGUCAAGACUGCAGUGAGUCAUGAUGGUGUCACUGCACUCCAGCCUGGGUGACACAGCAAGACCCUGUCUCAAAUAAAUAAAUAGCCAACGGUCUGAGAUGCAGAACCUGAUGUGACUGAAUUUUUAGCAGGGCACAGUUAAAUACGGGAAAGGUUGUUCUGACCUGGGAUUCGUCCUGGGGGUCUUCAUAAAAGCCAGGCCUGAGGUGCACCUGGGCAGGCUACAUGCAGGAGAGGGCCUGAAGGUGAAUGUUUGGGAACAGCAAAUAAUACCAGCAGGUAGAAUGAGGAGGCAGAGCUAGAGGAUGCCGUGGAGGUCAUCUCACCCAUAAGGUCAUAUCACCCGUGUCACCCAGUCACUGGCCACUUCAUACUCAUUUCAUGCUCACAAGAGCCCUGCAGUAGGAAUUCACUAACCCUUCGUCACAGAUGAGAACACUCAGACCCAGCCAUCGGAACUGACUGUUCAGACGGUGCAGAUGGGGAAGUGGGGAAGGCAGAAUUCGGCUCUGGGUCUGAGUUCAGUGCUAUCACCUCAUGCUUCCUCGACUCGGGAGGCAACGAGGGGAAGUGAUUAGAGAUGAUCCGAGCUGGACAGAGGUGGACAGGAGGGAAUAAAUGAGAGGGAUGUAGGGCGCAGAAUCAACAGGAUGCGGAGAGCAGGUAGCAGCUGAGAAGGACAAGAAGGCUGGGGCUUCUGGCUGGAGUAGUCAGGUGAACGGAGGUGGGAACAGCAGGGUAUGGGUUCAGGGGAAGAUGGAGACUCAGACGAUGAGUCCACUGGGCCUAUGUGACGGGUUGUGGGGCGGUGUUGUCAGGAGGCAAAGAGAGACACAAAUCUGAAGGUCAGAGGAACGGUCCGGAGUGUGGGAGACCAGAGACCGUCAGUGUAAUCUUGGAUUUUGAUUCCUUUUUACCACUUAACAGCAGAGUUGAGAAGGGGCUGCAGCUGGGUUCUGGGAGAGAAGUGACGGGGUACGGGUGGUGUCCUGCCGGUGUCAAAGACGACUUCCGGCUCACCUCUGACUCGGCUUCCCCCACAGAUGGCUUUUCCCUGCCGCAGAUCCCUGACUGCCAAGACUCUGGCCUGCCUCCUGGUGGGCGUGAGUUUCUUAGCACUGCAGCAGUGGUUCCUCCAGGCGCCAAGGUCCCCGCGGGAGAAGAGGUCCCCGCAGGAGGAGACGCCAGAGGGUCCCACCGACGCUCCCGCGGCUGACGAGCCGCCCUCGGAGCUCGUCCCCGGGCCCCCGUGCGUGGCGAACGCCUCGGCGAACGCCACGGCCGACUUCGAGCAGCUGCCCGCGCGCAUCCAGGACUUCCUGCGGUACCGCCACUGCCGCCACUUCCCGCUGCUUUGGGACGCACCGGCCAAGUGCGCCGGCGGCCGAGGCGUGUUCCUGCUCCUGGCGGUGAAGUCGGCGCCUGAGCACUACGAGCGACGCGAGCUCAUCCGGCGCACGUGGGGGCAAGAGCGCAGCUACGGCGGGCUGCCAGUGCGCCGCCUCUUCCUAUUGGGCACCCCGGGCCCCGAGGACGAGGCGCGCGCGGAGCGGCUGGCGGAGCUGGUUGCGCUGGAGGCGCGCGAGCACGGCGACGUGCUGCAGUGGGCCUUCGUGGACACCUUCCUCAACCUCACGCUCAAGCACCUGCACUUGCUCGACUGGCUGGCUGCACGCUGCCCGCACGCGCGCUUUCUGCUCAGCGGCGACGACGACGUGUUCGUGCACACCGCCAACGUAGUCCGCUUCCUGCAGGCGCAGCCACCCGGCCACCACCUGUUCUCCGGCCAGCUCAUGGAGGGCUCCGUGCCCAUCCGCGACAGCUGGAGCAAGUACUUUGUGCCGCCGCAGCUCUUCCCCGGGUCCGCUUACCCGGUGUACUGCAGCGGCGGCGGCUUCCUCCUGUCCGGCCCCACGGCCCGGGCCCUGCGCGCGGCCGCCCGCCACACCCCGCUCUUCCCCAUCGACGACGCCUACAUGGGCAUGUGUCUGCAGCGCGCCGGCCUGGCGCCCAGCGGCCACGAGGGCAUCCGGCCCUUCGGCGUGCAGCUGCCUGGCGCACAGCAGUCCUCCUUCGACCCCUGCAUGUACCGUGAGUUGCUGCUAGUGCACCGCUUCGCGCCCUACGAGAUGCUGCUCAUGUGGAAGGCGCUGCACAGCCCUGCGCUCAGCUGUGACCGGGGACACCGGGUCUCCUGAGGCCAUGGGCGGCUUCAGCCCCGGGCCUCCAACCAUGACGGUGUCCAUGCUGAGAAGGCAGCUUUCCCGCUCUGGGUACCUUACAUCCUGCCCAGCUCUGUGCACCUGAACCCCAGCUGCGCACUGAAAUCAGCUGGGGUGGGGGGUGUGGAAAAUGCCUACAUCCUGGCUCCAUCUCCCGAAGUUUCGAUUUGAUUAGUCUGGGGUGGACCCAGACAUGUUAAGUAUUUUUUAAGUUCCUCCAGUGAUGCGAAUGUGCAGCUAGGCCUGAGGACCACUCGGCUAGACUAUUUCUUCAUCCUCGCAAAGCCAGCUCCACCGCCCUCUCUGCAAGACUUCCGGGCACCUCGCUCCCACACUCGGGUCCUCUUGAGCAGUGGAGCAAGGGACACCUGGGAGCGUGGGAGCCAGGAUCAGCGCCCCCUGCCAUGUGCCUACAAAUGUCAGUUGUGAUUUCCACUGUUUACAAGUGAGUGGAGCUGGAGCUGGGCUGACGGUGUCAGGUGGAUCCCGCUUCCCCCUCCCCCAAGAAGUCAGCCAACACGCAACUGAGGCGCAUGUGGUGGCCUUCUUCCCACCACUGCCCCAGUACACCGUGAGGUAGAAAUCUUCACCGUGCAAAGUGGAAACCAGAGGCCCGGUCAGACAGUGACUAAUCCAGGGCCAUGGCAUUCCCAGACAGCACACCACUGUGGUCCCCUCCACACUCACCCCAACCAAAGCUAAUGGCCUAGUUGGGUCCUGCCCGCCAAUACUCACCCCCACGGGUCAGAGACAGGCUCCUUGCCGGGGUCUGGGCCUCAGGCUCAGUGGGCCUUGGACAACCCAGCAGGGAGUUCCGGGGAGUCCGAAGUGGAGAAAGGCUGGUGGGAACAUGGAGGCCAGUGUUGGGGAGCCUGUGGAGGCAGGUGUGUAGAAUUGUGUUCAGGAGGUGGGGGAUCUGAGACCGAAGUGGACAGUGGUUAAGAUUGUGGGGCCGGGCGAGGUGGCUCACGCCUGUAAUCCCAGCACUUUGGGAGGCUGAGGAGGGCGGAUCACGAGGUCAAGAGUUCGAGACCAGCCUGGCCAAUAUGGUGAAACCCCGUCUCUAUUAGGAGUACAAAAAUUAGCCGGCUGUAGUGGCUCGUGCCUGUAAUCUCAGCUAUUUGGGAGGCUGAGGCAGGAGAAUCGCUUGAACCUGGGAGGCGGAGGUUGCAGUGAGCCGAGAUCGUGCCACUGCACUCCAGCCUGGGCGACAGAGCAAGACUCCAUCUCAAAAAAAAAAAAAAAAA